AUGACAAAAGCUCGGCCGCGCGCGAGAGAUCCCAAAGCGGAGAAAUCGAUCUGCCCGCGACCUCGCUUUCCUCGCCUACGCAACAUCUCCAUCCUUCCUAUUCUCGCACUUGCUUUUCGAGGAGACCAGAUCCUCCAGAAGAAGCUCCUGCUGCACCACCAACGCCAACUCCUUUGCCUGCCGCAUCCGAGACCCCCCCAACCCCAGCGCAAGCUCACUUUGAAGAUCGCACGGAAGCCACAGCCCGAGCCAAGUGAAGAGAAACCGAAGAAAAAGAAAAGCACGAAAAAACGACCAGUUGAGCAUGUCGCUCCCCCCGAACCUGAGCCCGAACCCAUCCAGCAAGCACCCAAGAGAUUGAAAUUAAAUCCUUCAAAAAAGCCGGGCUUACAGUCGAUUCGAAUCAAAAACAAGGGACAAGUUCCCACGCGGCCGGUCGGUGUUGGUUACGACUCCGAGGCUUCAGACAACGAGAUCGAUCCUGCCAUCGAAGAACAAUUCAUCCUACGAAUGCUGCCUGGAGAAGAUUGUGAACACCUACAGAAGACGAUCAAUGAGCGAAACUUUAACAACUCCGAGUUUGCGUUCAAGCCCCUCACCCGUGAGGGCCGUCGGGCCAUUUUAAAGGUCCGGGACAAGCAGUACGCCGCGGCAAUGGUGGAUCUCCCUUGUAUCAUCGAGGGCAUGAAGAGUUGGGACCGACGAGGCUGGUACAAGUCGGCGGACAUCUGCCAGAUGUUAUUGGUUCUUGGGCGAGUGAACAACGACCAAGAAGCCAUGGAAUACCCGCUCCCUUCAGACGUUCAAUACCUCGAUGACAAGACCCUUCAAUAUCCUCACGGCCUAGCGCCUCCCUUACGAUGGACGCGCCGACGCCGAUUCCGCAAUCGCUUGAGCACACGAACUAUUGAACAAGUGGAAAAGGCUGUUGAAGAUCUCAUGGCUCAAGAUGAAACAUCUAUCUUCCCUCCCAAAUUUGAGCUGGUGGAUAGUGCAUCUCUCAAUCGUGCUGAAGGAUUAGCACAAAAUGAAGGCUACGUAGAGGACUACGACGAGGAGCAGGAUGCCGAAGGCGAAGUCGAAGAUGACAUGAUGGGCGACUUUGACGAUGACCUGGCUGCUGAGAUGGAGGCUGCACUAGCCGCUGGCGACGACGACUUACCAGGACCCGGACCAGAUCAGGCCGACACACCUUCGGUACAACCAUUCACACCUGGUGGCGAUCAGACAGAACGGGGUGAUAGCUCUGCGGAAGAGAGCAACAUUUCCGAUGAAGACGAGGAUGACGAUGAUAUGGAUGAAGACCAAAUCGAGCAGCAACAACAACUACAACAACAGCGCGAAGAGGUUGCUGAGCUAGAAGGCCUCAUCCGCACUGAAACCGCUCAAUGGGAGAAGGUCCAAAACCACAUUCUUCGCAACAAGAUGGGACGCCGUAUCCAGGAGCUAAAGAAGGAUCUUGAAUUGAAGAAGGUAUCCAUGGGCAUGCCUAGUGGUGACGAUAUCUGA
Molecule: messenger RNA, 1509 nt
Organism: Penicillium brevicompactum
Lineage: Eukaryota; Fungi; Ascomycota; Eurotiomycetes; Eurotiales; Aspergillaceae
Product: transcription initiation factor TFIID subunit 7 family protein
Exons: 2
Coding region: 1-1509 (502 amino acids)
Biological process (GO): RNA polymerase II preinitiation complex assembly; transcription initiation at RNA polymerase II promoter
Cellular component (GO): transcription factor TFIID complex
Molecular function (GO): RNA polymerase II general transcription initiation factor activity
Source: RefSeq, a predicted model, not a curated record